UGAAAUUUCAUUUAUCCGGAACCGUAGAGGAAGAGAUAUCUAUAUGGUCAAAGCGACACGUGGCAUUUAUACAAGACAAUCCAAUCUACGGUAGUAAGGUGUAUCUUUCCGCACUAGAUCCUUCCCCAAUAACACAUCCUCCAGGGCUUCAUCGCGCGAUCUGCGACUCCUCUCUCUCUCUGUUCUGAGAAACGACGACGAGAAGAAGAAGAUUUAGCUGACGAAAACUACAACAACAAUGGUGAAGGUUUUGACUUACUUUGGGAUGACAUUGGCCGCUUUCGCCUUUUGGCAAUCCAUGGACAAAGUUCAUGUCUGGAUCGCUCUUCAUCAAGACGAGAAGCAAGAAAGAAUGGAGAAGGAAGCGGAGGUAAGGCGAGUUAGAGCAGAGCUGCUACGGAAAGCUAGAGAGGAGGAUCCACUUGCCUGAUCUUCUUCUGCAGUCAUGCUUUUGGGUGUCUUAAUCAUAUCAAUUCACUUCUCCUGCACAUUUUGUCUUUACUGUUAUGGACCAAAAUUGAGUUUGCAUAAAGUGACAUUACCAUAUAUGCUUUUGAAUGUGGGAUGAUGAUGAAUAAUUGUGUCUUUUGUUGUUCUUCUUAACUAAUGAAACAACUAGUGGAGAAGUUUCAGCAUCUUGCUCUGGUUAUGUUUUCCUCUUAACUAUGUAUCAUUGAGUUCGUGUUCAUGCACAAGUCAAGCAGAUUUCAGAUGUCUGAUUCAUCAGAACAGCCAAGAUUGAGCUUAGUAAGAACUAGA
Molecule: messenger RNA, 759 nt
Organism: Arabidopsis thaliana (thale cress)
Lineage: Eukaryota; Viridiplantae; Streptophyta; Magnoliopsida; Brassicales; Brassicaceae
Exons: 2
Coding region: 239-430 (63 amino acids)
Source: RefSeq, marked reviewed